Messenger RNA from Nicotiana tabacum (common tobacco), 1294 nucleotides. RefSeq names its product UMP-CMP kinase 3. Gene Ontology annotation, biological process: pyrimidine nucleotide biosynthetic process; 'de novo' pyrimidine nucleobase biosynthetic process. Gene Ontology annotation, molecular function: ATP binding. Lineage: Eukaryota; Viridiplantae; Streptophyta; Magnoliopsida; Solanales; Solanaceae. The record is from RefSeq and is a predicted model, not a curated record.
AGUGUAUUAGUUGCAAAAAUUGUUGGCAUGUCACGGUGUCAAGCGAGACACCUAUACACUGGAAGUUUCCAUUUCCCACCCAAAACGAAUCCAUUUUUAGGAGAAUAAAAUUCCUUUUUCAUAGGAAUUAAAUAAAUCAAAGCCAAAAAGCUGACACAGAAACUGAGAAUUAUUCCCAUUCUCCCGGGUCUUUCUCUUACAUAUAUGUUCUGUUCUUACUUCAACUGCCUCAAAUGUUUUUGCAGUAUUGCCCAAGCCAAGGCACAUAUACCAACUAAACGUUUUCGUUCUUCGGGCAAUCCAAGAUGGAGUCACGCAAGGAAGGUUAUAGAGGCUCAGGAAAGCAGAAGAUGGUCAAAAUUGUUUUUGUUAUAGGUGGUCCAGGGAGUGGUAAAGGCACGCAAUGCAAAAGAAUAGCACAACAGUUUGGCUACACUCAUCUUAGUGUUGGUGAGCUUCUACGUCAAGAAAUCAAUUCUGGUUCUGAAACUGGCUCUAUGAUUCAGAAAAUUAUGAAGGAGGGGAAGCUUGUUCCUUCAGAUGUAACAGUGAGGCUUCUACAACAAGCCAUGCGGGGAAUGGAUAGCGACAAAUUCCUUAUUGACGGCUUUCCCCGGAAUGAAGAGAAUGUUAAAACAUUUGAGAAUCUUACAAAAAUGGAUCCUGAGUUUGUCCUUUAUCUAGAUUGUCCACAAGAUGAAAUGGAGAGGCGCUUGCUAACAAGAAAUGAGGGAAGAGAAGACGAUAACAUUGAGACAAUAAGGAAGCGAUUUAAAGUUUUCAUGGAGUCAACUCUCCCUGCAGUUCAAUAUUAUGAAUCAAAGGGAAAAGUUAAGAAGGUUGAUGCUGGAAAACCUGUUGAUGAGGUUUUUGAGUCCAUCAAAGUCAUUUUCUCUCAAAGAAAAGAUGAUAAGGUGCGACCAAACAGACACAACCACACAUGCUUGAUACUUUAAAUGGAUAAGCCUCAAAAUGUGAUAGUAUACAUAAAUAUUUUGACUUGCAUAUACACACUAUCAGUGUAAUGUACUUUAACCUGUUGUAGCAGGUUAAUUCAGGUUACUAAUCCCACUUAUUAUGACCACGGUUACCUAUAGUCGGUCAUCUUUGGUGACCUGAUAGUGUAAACUGUCUAUCCGAAUCCUUUCUAAUCAGCAUGCUCCACUUCUCGACGUUCUUAAUUUUCCACUAUUAGCAAUUUGCAGUGUCACUAGAUCAGGCAAAACAUAUGCUUACGAGUAAAACAAACAUUUCAUACUAUGAUCUCAUUUUAUGAACUUAUCAGAUUGAUCUC